AGUUGAAGGUGAGGAGGCCUGGAACGAGGCAUUUAUUGAAGGAGAAAAGGAAAAAAAAGGGGAGGCCGAAGAAGCAGUCGAAGAGGAAGUGGAGAACGGAUACCUUAACGUGGCGCGCAACACCACGCGCAGUCGAUUACGAGCCAGAACACGUUCCGCACGAUUUCGUUUGCCCGCCGCCGCGGCAAACCGUGACUACUAUUUACUCGGAAUUUACAAACUUCUAGUGUAUGAAAACAUUAUCGGGUUGCCUAUUAAAUUGCGGUGAUAAUUUAUUUUUCCAGCGUGUGAUUUAAUGCGUUUGUGUCACGGUCAGUGGGUGGAAAAAAUUGAGAAUCAGGCGGAAAAUUGUAACGAGUGGAUGAGGAAAAUUGAAAUUGUGUCAACGGUGCAGUGCCAGCCGGAAAUUUAAUGACGGUUGUAGUUUCCCGCCAUUGCUGAACAGGAUGCUCAAGUUGUCCGUUUACGAUUGAAAUUUAAAUACCGCGUACCAGUUGAUAAAUCAUUGUGGUGUCACGUGAGGCGGACUAUUCAUCGAGCGAUUCGCGAGUUUUGAGUCUCAUUGACUAGUGACAAGUGUCCAAGUGAAGACCAGUUGUUGAAAUUACCUCGUAGUCCUGAAUUUUCCCUCCCGAAAUAUCUUUCCCUCGAAGAAAUUGAAGAGACAUGAGCUAAUGGUGAAUUCGCGUGGAUGACCUUAGACGACCCGGCAUCGAUCGACACCGCCCGCGUUCACACACAUGGUUGCGAUCACGAAAAGCCAACAGCGGAAAUGUUUUCGAAAAUUUUAUUCUGGGUUACCCUCCUAUAUCUUCAGACACUCUGCCUUGGAUUACCAGAGAAUCUAUCGACCGAGUCUACAAGUACAACGACACCUGCCUCAGUAGCUGCUGUGAUCUUAUCACGUAACGAGUCAUCUCUAGUUUUUUUGGAUAUUCCCCAGCACACAGUGACGCCACUGGGUGCCUCGGUCCUAUUAGCAUGUAGAACAGCCGAACCUGUGAUUGACUGCCAGUGGUCCUGGAGGCCACUACCCCCCAUCCAUCUUCCACUUCCUGAUAUCAAUAAUUCAGAGGAGAUUAAUGAAACAACACCAGUCAUUGCAACUGUACCACCGACAGCUGAGACGCAGUCAUUACCAGUCAGACUGUUUCCAGCUUUCGGUAACAAUAGCAAUGAUUGUUCAGUGAGAUUUACUAAUACUCAGUAUGAGCAGAUAGGAUAUUGGACGUGCGCUGCGAGGAAAUCCAGUGAUGGGGAUUUCGUCAGUACAGAGCCAGCGAGAUUAACCAUAUCCACUGAAAAAAAUGAAACAACGAUAAAGUUCGUGAAAACCGAGGAUCCGGAAGAGGCAUCACUUGGCUCCUCCGCGCAAAUAAUUUGUCGUACAGAAACACCGGUGAAGGAGUGCGAAUGGUCAUGGCGAAUGUUCGAACAAACGGAACAGUCGAGUUUGGAGAUACGAAGAUUCACCUCAUUUGGCCCUGACAACACAGACUGCAGUAUUAAAUUCAAGAAUGUAUUGCCCCAGCAUGAGGGAUUGUGGACGUGCGGUGCACGUAGUGAUCUCAAUGGCGCGUUCGUACUGGCGCAUCCCAUACGUUUUUUCGUAUCCGAAGUGAAAUUCGUACAACUCUCGAGUGGCAUCCAGAUUGCCGCUGGGGAAUCUGCACCACUGAAAUGCCUGGUGGACAAACCGGUCGUUCAGUGCGAAUGGUCUUGGAAAGCCAUAAAUUCCAGCAGCGAACCGACGGUUAUCAAAAAAUUCACUCCAAACAGCGAUAAUGAUCACGACUGUUCAGUGAAAUUUAAGAAUGUACUGUAUGAGGAGGAGGGAUUGUGGACGUGUGGCGUUAGAUUGACGAAUACGGGACAGGUCCACGAGGCACCGCCGGCUAAACUUACUCUACUACCUGCAAAGAUAAGUUUUGUAGAGACCCCCCAAAACAAUACACUCGUCGUCAAUACCCAAGAGAUAUUGAAAUGCACAAUGAGUGGACGAGUAGAGAAGUGCUCCUGGCUGUGGCGUCCCUUGAAUGGAGACGCGGAAGCAACAAUAGUGAGAGAAUUUGCAGGAGUGGGAAGUGGUGGAAAAAACUGCAGCCUAGAUUUUCCUCAAAUUAGGGUUGAGGAUCAAGGCUACUGGGCUUGUAGAGUUUCGGUUCCAUCCACCAAUACACCUGUCACGUCUCCGUUCGCUAAAAUUGUCGUCUACGAGCAAGACAAACUCGAAUUUUCAGAGUUAUCUCAGGACAUUCAAAUAUCGUCAGGAAGUAGUGCAUUCCUCAAAUGCGUCACAUCAUUGUCAGUCGAGCAGUGCAGAUGGUCUCUGACCCCGGUUAAUUCAAACACGACAGUAGUCGUUAAACAAUUUUCAGCAAUUGGACCCGAGGGCCGUGACUGCAGUGUAAGACUGAGUCACGCUCUCGCUGAGCAAGAGGGUUUAUGGACCUGUGGUGCUAAAGUUCAUGGCAAGGAGAAUUACACAUAUGCACCACCAGCAAAACUUAGCCUUCUCGAGCAAGAGCCAGUGGCAGUGGCAGUGUGGACGAGUCCUCAUCAAAAAGUUACCCUCGCUUGCAAACUCAGCCCAAUGCCACUAAAUGCCAAAUGCCAGUGGCUUCAUCAGUCCAACGAUAAAACUGCGGGGAACGAAACUAUACGGAAGAGGCAGGAUAUGAAAAUGAAUUACACGAAUGGAAUGUGCACACUCCAGUUCAAACCAGAUGAUAACGAUAUAGGAUCCUGGACGUGCCGGUUUUAUAUUGAUACUGAUGAGGGGUUUAUUGAACUGGGGAAUGCUACGUUGAUGGUCAUUCAAACUGAAUCUGCUGAUGGAAUCCUUGGUUGGAUCGUCGGAGCAGUGACAACGCUCAUUCUCUUCCUCAUGAUUCUCAUCGUCGUUUUAGUCGUGUGGAAGGGAAAAUUAUUCAACAGAGGUUCUCGAGUCCUCGAGACAGUGUCUUUUGAUCAUCCAAAUAACAUGAGACUAAGAAGCACUGAAAAUAGGCAGUCACGGCGCAAGAAUGAGACUCAAUCGAACGAGGAAGUUAUCCUCGGUGUUAAUUCCAAUUACUAUGCCUCCCUGAGUCAAUACCACCCCCCUACAUCGAGGAUAUACGAAAACUUUACUACAACAUCGUGAAUAAGUUGGCCAGAUAUACAUAUAAAAAUUAUUUCUCUGAUAUUAUUAAAAAGAAUAUGU
Diachasma alloeum is the source of this 3205-nucleotide messenger RNA. RefSeq lists its product as uncharacterized. NCBI's taxonomy places the organism in Eukaryota, Metazoa, Arthropoda, Insecta, Hymenoptera, Braconidae. The coding region runs from base 692 to 3145 and encodes 817 amino acids. The transcript is spliced from 9 exons. The record is from RefSeq and is a predicted model, not a curated record.